Messenger RNA from Rhizophagus irregularis DAOM 181602=DAOM 197198, 459 nucleotides. NCBI's taxonomy places the organism in Eukaryota, Fungi, Glomeromycota, Glomeromycetes, Glomerales, Glomeraceae. The record is from RefSeq and is a predicted model, not a curated record.
AUGGCGCUGGCGUUACUCACUCAGGAUCAACAGGUAUUUUUAGUAAUGUUUUAUUUGAUCAAUAAAACCAAACUCACAGUUUUUGUUAAGGAACCUGCGGAAAUAACUCUGUCACUUGUAGAGGACACGAUGAUGGAAGCAAAAUUUACACGUCGGAUAGGACCACUCUUAUGCCCAGGAAGACAAGCUCGCUUGUUACUUCCACAAACGGAACCCAGACCAUCGAAUUUCGUGAAUACAAUAAACAUCGUCGUGAAGCUUUUGGAUCAGACAAUGUUUCCGGUCCAGGCAAGGUAUCUGAACGAAAUGAUAAGAGAUUUGGGACAACUAAAUCUGUUUAAUCAAAUCAUCGGGCGAAACAGGAAUAUCAUCAUUAGAGAAUUUAAUGGUCAGGAGUUGCGUUUUGAUCCUCCAUCUAAUGUUGGAGAUUUAGUUCACAAGGAUAUUUGUAUUCUAUAA